Penaeus chinensis is the source of this 698-nucleotide messenger RNA. RefSeq lists its product as uncharacterized. The record is from RefSeq and is a predicted model, not a curated record. The coding region runs from base 72 to 377 and encodes 101 amino acids. NCBI's taxonomy places the organism in Eukaryota, Metazoa, Arthropoda, Malacostraca, Decapoda, Penaeidae. The transcript is spliced from 3 exons.
AUGGAGGGACAUCAGUAGCUUAACCAGCUUAGCAUCGAACAGGUCGUCGAAGUGAUCACGAGGCGGGAAAAAUGAAGGUUUUGGCUGUGUUGCUCGUUAUCUGUGCCGUGGCAUUUGCUGGCCCGGCCGUGCUAGACUCCGCAGCCGCUACCCAGCAGCCCAUCAUCCCGUACAACUUCGGCUACGAGAUCGCGGACGCCGCCACCAACAACUUCCAGAACCGCGCCGAGAUCAAGACGCCCAACGGAGACGUCUUCGGCUCGUGGUCGUGGCUGAUGCCCACCAACGAGAUCUUCACCCUCUCCUACAACGUCACCGGAAACCUGGGCUUCCGCUACUCCAUCAACGUCACGCCCGUCGGAGGCGCGGCGGCGUAGGCGAAGGACGCAGAAAGAACGCCCAUUCUCUCUGGUCCGUUUAGUUCGUAAGGAGGAAGCUCACUCAGCAGGCAGAGUCAGUGAGAGUAAAUGUCUGUUAAAGUCAAAUCAAGUUUGUGUUGGAGCUAAAAGGUGAUCAUCAUGAGUGCGUUCGUGUUAAGUGCGUGCAUGCGAGCGCCGGUGCGUGUCCGUGUCACGAACGGUCCAGGCUGAUCGUUCUGUUCUGUCUCCUCUUUAACCUCAUCGUUCUCUUGUUAUUCUUUUUCGUGUCAACAGGCCUGUUAUGUUAUGUUUGAAUCAAAUAUAUAUAUGUUAAAUGAG